AAUGAAGAUUUAUUUCGUACUGGUAAAAAUUCAAAAUCUCUAAAUCGAUAUCAUAAUAAAAUGCUUCAGAAGUGCACGAAUUGUAAUGAAAGUGGCCAUGCAGCUAGAUCUUGUACGGUUCCUCAACAAAAAAAAUGUUUUAUCUGUGGUGGUCCACACAUGGCUAAUUACUGUGAAAACACCAUUUGCAGUAAAUGUUACAGAAAAGGUCAUAACAGUAGGCGGUGUUGGCAGGUUAGCGGCACACAAUCCUGUGCGAUAUGUAAUAUGUAUGGGCACGUAAAAAUGAAUUGUCCAGAUAUUUGGCGGAGAUAUCACCUUACUACUUCCAACUUUAAAUUUACAAAGGGUCAUCGAUUGAAACAAGAUGUUCCUCUAUAUUGCUUCAAUUGUGGUGUUAAAGGGCACUUUGGAAGUGAAUGUCCAAGACCACGGAUGCAAUCAUUUGAAGGCAGUUAUCCUACAUGGCCACUUGUAAUUAGUUAUACAGAUCAUGAAAAGGUUUCGAGAAAAGAAAGGGAAAAUUCCAGAGGAAGGAGGGAUAAGCAGUGCAAUUCACAGCAGAAGCAGUCCAGAGGCAAACAUGAUGAAAGAAGUUGGAAUGAAAAUAUAAAUCAUAAACAUCAGUCGAUUUUAAUAAAUGACAAAGUAAAUGAAAGAACACCCGAAGCGAAUGCAAAGCAAAAAAGCAAAUAUAAACUAAAGAAAAUCCUGAAACUGCAGUCUGAUCAAAAACUAGUGAAAGAAAGUAAUUUUCCCAGAUCUCCAAGACAGAAUAUUUUAACUAUUGAUAGUGAAAGGCUGAAAAAAACUCUGCAUUUACCCAGCAGUUCAAUGGAUGAUAUUCCCCUUUUAGCUCAAAAGAAGACUUUAAAGAACAGGGAAAAAAGAAGACGAAGAAAAAGCAGCUUGAAGUUUAGAGCACUAAAUAAGAGUAAUUGAUUGAGCAAAAUAUAUCAAAGUUUAUUUUUAGAGUUAUUUACUAUUCAAAAUUUUCAUGGUCAGCUUUGUAAGUAUUGUACAUUUUUCAAGCUCAAGUAAAUUUUUUUUAGUGUUUUAAAUCUUCAAAAAGAAUUUUUUUUCCCCCAAUAUUUUAUGGAGUAAGAGAAAUUUUACUAUAAAAGCUCUUAUGAUGUGGUAGAAAUAUUUAAUUUGGCCUAUUCUCUUCAA
Molecule: messenger RNA, 1170 nt
Organism: Uloborus diversus
Lineage: Eukaryota; Metazoa; Arthropoda; Arachnida; Araneae; Uloboridae
Product: zinc finger CCHC domain-containing protein 7-like
Exons: 6
Coding region: 61-942 (293 amino acids)
Molecular function (GO): nucleic acid binding; zinc ion binding
Source: RefSeq, a predicted model, not a curated record